ACAAAAAUAAACAAACAAAAAAAAAAACACUUAAAACAUUAAUAAAAAACUCUAUAAAGAUGGAACAGCGAAGUGGAUUAGGUUCGCGACACCGCUCGUGGUUGCAAUCCUUCAGGAAAACCCCAAAUUCCUAUAGGGAACCCGGGUCCCAGAAGAACGUGGUAGACAUGAAGUCCGAUUCCACGGGGCUGGAUUUUCGCAAGCGAAAGAGCCUCAAGGAGGUUACCGACCUGGAGGGUGAGAAGAUACUGGACGACAUAAUCCAGGACAUCUUCAACAAGAAGCUGGGCAUUACCACGCUCUCCAGCUCGGAGUGUUCGCUGGACGAGGAUAUGCGGGAGUCGAUGAGCAUGGAUCCGCGAUUGAAGCUCUGGUACGACACACUCCAGAACCGAGCCACCGUUCAGGCGAAGAUCCAGCGAAAGUUGGGCCGUCGUCCGCACGAGAUGCUGAUCAAUGUGGGCGGCACGGGAGCUCCCGGGGAUCGAGGUACCGUGGAGCGGCUUCUUGACCUCGCGGGUCGCAUGAAUCCCACGACCUUGGCCCAGAAGAAGCCAGCCGUUCUUCCUUCGCAGAUAAAUGCACAAUGCCUGGAAGUUCCUGAACUCCAGGAGACGCUUCCCCGAGCCGAGCAGUUAGGUUGGGUGGAUAUGGAGGUCAGUGGACUGACCAGAGCCACCAAGCAGGAACUUCUGGGCACGGCACACCCACCACCGGAGAAGCCCUCCCGUUGGCUAAAAUCACGGUUGCUGGAGGAGCACAUAGACCACAAAAGUGGCGACAUUAAGCGGGUUUUGCCUUUCUUCCCCGACUUGGACAAACUGGAAGUGGUGGGUGGCACUGUGCAGGAAUCCCUCAUCCGCAGCGACACCCCGCAGAUCGAACGAGUGUCCUGCAACUCGAUUUUCAGUUUGAGCAGCUCGUCGGAGAUUGCAGCAGAGUAUGUGAAAAAGGAAGAGCAACCUCGAGGGGCAGAACCUGACCUGCAAUCUGGGAUAGCCCGUGCGGCGGUCAAGAUAAACGGAGUGGUUUUCUUCAAUGCCGGCAGACGAGGUGUUGUGCCCGACAUCGCCAACGUUUUCUUCGAGUGUCAUCCGUUCCAGAAAGUGGUCAAGGAGGUAGCUCGCGUGGAGAACGUGGGCGUUCAGGUGCUCACCUGCCAGUGGGCAAUGGGCGAUUGCAAGAGGGGUGGGAAGUGCACAGCUCAGAGCUGCCAUAACUUCCUACUCUCCCAAUCCACCUUCACCGUUUUUCCCGGCGAGGAGGUGGUGUGCAACGCCCUCUUCCGCCCACGUGGAUGCUACCUCUUCAAACAGCGCUUCGAACUCCGCAUUUUUCCUAAUGUAAUUGGUUCGGCUCGCGGGGUUUUUGUGGCUCGGCUGACGGGACGAUGUGUUCCUGCACCUGAGUACACUAGCAAACUGCGAAGGCUGCAGAACACGAUUACUGAAAGGUCCAAAAAGCGGAUGGCCAAUGAUUUGACCGGGAUUCAGGCCUCCAUAGUGCCCCUCCUGAAGCCGCACGAAGUGGUGUGUCCCUAUGAGCGAAUCCUCGACGAGCGCGAGGUGUUCAAUGCCGAGAAUCCAGGCUACAAGUGCGAGCGCUUCGAUGACCUGGAGACCCUGAAGGCACUGCAUCAGGCACUAAAGAAACCCAGGGAGCCCACUUGGGAUCUGCGACUGGAAACGCUCCGUGAGGUAAUACUGCGGCUGCCGGACUCCAAUCAAAGGAAACUGCACUUCGCCAAGCUCGUCGAGGUGCUGGAGGAACUGAAACAGGGAGGCGGUAAAGGAUCCCUCACCCACUUUAGUCGGAGUGAGCAGAGGACUCGAUCCACCUUUAUCUACGUAAGGGGAUGUAUAGGGAAUGGCAUUCAGGAGUGGGAGGAGAUGAUGGCCUCGCUGGAGCUGAGUGGCCUCCGGUUGGAGGUCAAUCGGUUUCAGGUUAAACAGCAGGAGGAAGCUGAGAGCGCCGAGGAAGAUGAGGUGGAGACGAAGCCCUGGCUGCUACAUCUGCGCAAUGAAAAUCCCCGUCUGUAUCUCCUGAAGAAGCUGCGAUCCAGAAAAUCCUACAGGGAUAGCCUCUACAUGCAGACCUACUCGCACCUGUGUGACAUGGCCGAAAACGUGGUCUCAGUUAUCGAGAGCACCCAGAAUUCUUAA
This is a messenger RNA of Drosophila takahashii, 2162 nucleotides long. RefSeq lists its product as uncharacterized. NCBI's taxonomy places the organism in Eukaryota, Metazoa, Arthropoda, Insecta, Diptera, Drosophilidae. The record is from RefSeq and is a predicted model, not a curated record.